Sturnus vulgaris (Common starling) is the source of this 6831-nucleotide messenger RNA. The record is from RefSeq and is a predicted model, not a curated record. Lineage: Eukaryota; Metazoa; Chordata; Aves; Passeriformes; Sturnidae.
GUUGGUCAGUCUACUAAAUGGAUAUGUAUGGGCUGCAUUUGAUAGCACUAAACUUGUGUGGGGGUGGGGUUCCUGUUCUGUGCCACCACUGUGUACAUGUCUCCUCCUGUGUGUAGAGCUGUGGAAGGGUGCUCCUCCAUCAGAGAAAUCCCAUUUCUUUGCUUCCCAUGCUUUUCUGGAUGAGCAUUAUUUGAAUGCUUCUCUUUAUUUUGAAGGUUAGAGGGGAAAGGCAGUUUGCUGGCAAAAGGAAACAUCUCCUGGCCUCUGGCUUCUCUUCCUACUUAAUUGUAAUGCUAUUUUAUCUCUUCUUCACAGCUGUUAGGUACUCUGGGAGUGAGGUGGUCAAAAGAAAGGGUUGUGGCUUCUGAGAGUGCUAUGUCCUGUUCCAGGACUAAUUUCCCUUCUGUGCCCUACAGGCUGAGGUUUGUAGGGAAAAGAGCACUCUUGUCACUGCCUGGCUUAAAGCUUUGAGAGAACGUGCACUCCUUUCUAUAAACUGAACAUUGGGGGGUGUUUUUGGUUAAUUUGUACUUAUAAGAAGUUGUUUUUCUCUUUGUGUACUUGGAGCUGACGCUGUUUUUGAAAAACUCUUGUAAAUUCAGGAUUUGUAUUGGCUAUAAUAAUAUUAUAGUGGAAGUAGCAAAAAUGUAACCUUUCAUUCCAUUUUCUCACACUCUUAAUGUGAAGGUGGCCAUAAUAGAGGAAGCACUUGUCCAUUGCGUGGGUUCUGACAACUGUGGGAACAGGGAAAGCUCCUGUGUGUUCAGAGCUGUGCCUUUGAAGCAGGGCCGGCAGCCUUUCAUUUAACAGCAUCCUGUGCAUUAGUACGAGAGAUUUCUGCUGUGUGCCUUUUAUAAAAGUGCCAUAUGACUUAAAUUUUAACACAUUCUGCUGCUUUUUAGUAUUGUAGUGUUCAUGGAAAAUGUGCUGUAAGACUAGAAACAUGAUUGUGUUAUACAGUUAAUUAAAAAUAAAGGCAGAUUUUUAAUAUGAGCUCAGUCAGUGAAAUACAUCAACAAAGACUUUUUUGUUGGCUGUCAAGUGAGAAAAACAGAAAAGACUCAAAUUCUUUCUCUAAUAUUUCCUUCCAGUCUGACUCAUCAGUAGAAAUUGUGAAGAGCUGCAGAAGAGAAGCCAAGCAGACAAGCUGAUAACUCAAAGAAAUACUCUUUUGAGUUUGGGGUUCAGAGUGGAGUCAUCAUGAGCGAUGUUACCAUUGUGAAGGAAGGCUGGGUACAGAAGAGGGGAGAAUAUAUAAAAAACUGGCGGCCAAGAUACUUCCUGCUAAAGACAGAUGGCUCUUUCAUAGGCUAUAAGGAGAAGCCCCAGGAUGUGGAUCUGCCAUAUCCACUCAACAACUUUUCAGUGGCAAAAUGUCAGCUGAUGAAAACAGAGCGCCCAAAGCCGAACACAUUCAUUAUCAGAUGUCUUCAGUGGACCACUGUCAUAGAGAGGACGUUCCAUGUGGACACUCCAGAGGAAAGGGAAGAAUGGACAGAAGCAAUCCAGGCUGUAGCAGACAGACUUCAGAGGCAAGAAGAGGAGAGGAUGAACUGUAGUCCAACAUCUCAGAUAGACAAUAUAGGAGAAGAAGAGAUGGAUGCUUCAACAACCCAUCAUAAAAGAAAGACAAUGAAUGAUUUUGACUACUUAAAACUACUGGGCAAAGGCACAUUUGGCAAAGUUAUCCUGGUCCGAGAGAAGGCUAGUGGCAAAUACUACGCUAUGAAGAUUUUGAAAAAAGAAGUAAUUAUUGCAAAGGAUGAAGUGGCUCAUACUCUUACAGAAAGCAGAGUAUUGAAAAACACCAGACACCCUUUUUUAACAUCCUUGAAAUACUCCUUCCAGACAAAGGAUCGUUUGUGUUUUGUGAUGGAGUAUGUUAACGGUGGAGAGCUGUUUUUCCAUUUGUCGAGAGAGCGGGUGUUCUCAGAGGACCGCACACGCUUCUAUGGUGCAGAAAUUGUCUCUGCCCUGGACUAUCUGCAUUCUGGGAAGAUUGUGUACCGUGAUCUCAAGUUAGAAAAUCUAAUGUUGGAUAAAGAUGGACACAUAAAAAUUACAGAUUUUGGACUUUGCAAAGAAGGAAUCACAGACGCAGCAACUAUGAAAACAUUCUGUGGUACUCCCGAAUACCUGGCACCAGAGGUGUUAGAAGAUAAUGACUAUGGUCGUGCAGUGGACUGGUGGGGAUUAGGCGUUGUCAUGUAUGAGAUGAUGUGUGGAAGAUUACCCUUCUACAACCAAGAUCAUGAGAAACUAUUUGAACUGAUACUAAUGGAAGACAUAAAAUUUCCUCGAACUCUGUCUGCAGAUGCAAAAUCAUUACUAUCAGGCCUACUGAUAAAGGACCCAAAUAAGCGGCUUGGUGGAGGCCCAGAUGAUGCAAAAGAAAUCAUGCGUCAUAGUUUCUUUGCUGGAGUAAACUGGCAAGAUGUAUAUGAUAAAAAGCUUGUACCUCCUUUUAAACCUCAAGUGACAUCUGAGACGGACACCAGGUAUUUUGAUGAAGAAUUUACAGCUCAGACUAUUACAAUAACACCGCCUGAAAAAUAUGACGAGGAUGGUAUGGACUGCAUGGACAAUGAGAGGCGGCCGCAUUUCCCCCAGUUUUCCUACUCUGCAAGUGGACGAGAAUAACUUUUUUGUUCUGCUGCUUCACUGUCAUCUUAGGUUUAUCAGUGAAAAUGAUUCCUGAACAUCACCACCAGUACUAGAUACUACUAUGAUAGCAGGGGCACUUUCAGAGACCAUUCCAAAUUGAACAAGUUUCUUUCCCAAACCUACCUAAAAUCCGUUCUGGUUUUGCAUGACGUAUGAGAUUCUCUCUACUCCGCUCUCCUGCUGUUGCUGCCGCCCACAGUCUCAGUAUAAUAGCAACGUCGAGAAGUUACUAACAGUUUGUUUGAAGGUAGAUGACUUGACUUCAGCAUUGUACACUUUGUGAACAAGUAGUCAUCUAUUUUUCCUCGCAGUGGAGGCUAAACAAAAGCCGUGUUGGUCCAGCUUAUCUUCUUCUAGAAGAAGAAUCAAAAUUGUAAUUAGUCUAAACAGACUAGGCGAUAACAUUUUCUUGCAUCUGUUUGUGCUGGUUAGAAUGAGGAAACCUAGAGGUGGUGAUGUACAUAUGCAAGGUUUCUGUUAGGCAUAUCAUUACUUGAAGCAGGUCUCUGUCAUUAACAUCUGGCUGGAAUUUGUUUGGGAAAUGUUUGAGAGAAGGACUUAAACUGUUGAUAUAUAUAAAUAUAUAUAUAUAUUAUUUUUUAAUUACUGUUGGAUACUACAGAAGAAGCAGAAGGGCUGGGCUCAUCCAGCCUGUCACUUAGAACUUCCAGGUUCAUGUGCAAUCACGGAGAAUCGAACAUUAUACAUGCAAGAAAUGAAGGCAUAAAAGCAGCAGUUGAAGUUGUUCAAGGGGUUUUAUAAUUUGCACCAGAUAACAUCUUUUUCAUGCUUUUCUCUUUCAUGAUAUGCAUCACCUCUGAUGGCUGAAGAAUGUAGACAGGCAUAAUGGUAUUGCUUUUCACCAAAAUGUGUGCACCAAGGUAAACAGGUGUUUGCCUUACUUGUUUUUAUUUUGAGUUUGUGAAUUAGCUUCCUCUCCAGGUGUUUAACUCCGAAUAUUCUUUUUUUUUUCUUUUUUUUGUUAUACUGCGGUAGUAUUUAUUUUUAGAGAUAAGGUUUGUAUGUGUCAUGUUUGCAAAUGCUGCUACAUCUUAGAACAGGCUUAUAGCAGUUAAUUUUGUAAUAUAUGGAAGGACUGUACAAGCUGAAGGGAAUAAUGCACUUUUCUCCCAUGUGGAAAUUUUAACAAGGCUCUGAAAUUGUACAUACUGCUUAGAACCAGAUUUUUGUGAAUGAAAUACUGUCUUUUAACAGUUUGGCAGUGGAGGUGGGGAUUUCCAACCUCACGUGCCAAAGGGUUAAAAGUGAACAGACAAAAAAGCUACGUCUUGUGCUCCAUUUAGGAUAAACAUAAUGUAAGAGCCUGACAGCACAAGAGAAAAUGUCUGUUCUAUAUGAAGGAAUUGCAUUUGAACAACGAGACCACAGUGAUUACAAGAAAAGCACUUUAUUUUAACAAUUAAAAUAGUAAAUUUCUGGGAUCAGCCGUUCUCAAGGAAGAUUUGCCCUCAACCAAAAGAGUCCCGAAACCCAGCAGGUUAUGUGUAACCAUGGUACCUGAUUGACUGAAUUUCCAACAUCACAACGAACGCUCCACUGAUAGGGAAACAUCUUUCCAUUUCCGAAGAUCUGUAUCUAACAGAACAUGUGCAUAAACUUUAGCUUUGAUCUUCAGCAAUGAUAAUCUUAAUAAUAAACCCUUUGGUGCUAGGAGUUGGGGCGUGACGCGGCGCAGCGACAGCGCGCGCCCUUGCAGGCGACAUCGGGAACCCCCGACUCCGUGGGAUUAUCAUUGGAAGUAUCUCUGCGUUCAGCUCUUGUUAGCUCCCACAAAGACUGUGACAUUGCAGAGUAUUCCUGGUUGCGUUGUGUGAGUGAGUAGAUGAGUCUGAGAGGAGAGAUGUUCCUACACAGAUGCCUUAGCCUCUUGAUGUGGAAAGCUGAGUGCCCAAGCAUGAAGCCCACUGCUGGCAGUGCAUGUGCUGGGAUGGUCAAGGGGUAGAUGGGCAUUUUAGCAAGGCAGCUAAAGACGCAGAGUAAUUUAGACAAUUUUUCAUGUUUCGUGUUUUAUCUUUGGUAAUGGAUGGAUAAUCAGAUAGAAAUAUAUCAUGAUGUAUAUUCUAACUGCAUAGGAUUUCAUUAUGUCACCCUGUAACACUAAGGACGUGUAGAUGUUGUCCCUGUGCAGAGAGAGAGGAGAGCAGCAAAUGCGUUGCAGGUCUGUCCUGGACUGGUGGUGUAGAGGUGUCUGCUCUGACACAGUGAGCGAGUCACUGAAAUAACCAAGUACUUAACAGACGGGCAUUAAUUAGUUCUCUGCAAAGGUCUUGUACUCACGGACUGAAACUAUGGUGAUUCAAAAUCUGUGUUACAUGCCUGUGUUUUCUCCCCUAUGUUUUCAGCUUGUGAUAGCAAUAAGUUUCUUGGCACAGGGCACCUCCAGCCAGUGGCUGUGGCUCUGGCCAGUGGCUCCUCGUGGCAGUGAUGCCCUGUGUUUUGCUUUCCGUUGCGUAGCCAGGUAGUGCACGGUUUGCAGGAAGGGCCUGGCAGUGAACUCUCUGAAAACCUUUUAAGACAUCACUUUGCAUUGCAUUGUCUGCCUUCUGAAACAUCGGUGAUCCAGUUUAUGAGGCAGAGAGCCAGCAGCCACCUUGUGCUGCCCAGGCCUGGGGGAUUCUGUCUUACCAGUGUUAGAAACAGAUGACAGAGAAAUGGACAAGCAGUGCUGAAAGAAACUUUUGAAGCUCUUCUUUUGCUGUUCUGCAGUUGUAGUUGGAUUUGGACAGGAGGUGGUGGCUGGUUGUCUUGGUGAGCCUUUCGAGCACAGUACAUUUCAGACCUUGACUCCAGCUUGUACUGACUUCCAUGACAUACAGUAUGCCCUCUUGUACUGCAGCCAUCUCGGAGGAAAUAGGUCAUUUCUGUUUGGAUUUUGGCAGUUUUGCACACAGCUUCGCUUUCCACACUAAUCCAUCUUCCAGUACAUUCCUGUUGCUUAAAGAACAUUUAUUCCAGUAUUGCUUUACCUUUUUUUUCCAUCUUUACUUGCGGCUUCUUAAAGCUGACUGUUCUUGCAGGGGCCAUGUGCUUCUCCUAGAGUACAAAAGUAAGGUCUUUCCUUACUAACUGCAGGGUCUAUAUAUUACACCUCAAUGUACACACUUUGCUGCUACUGUUUGUACUGUCUACAGUAGAAUUUCCUUAUCUUGCUCCUGGUAGUGCAUUACAGGCAAGCAUGAAAUGUAAAGUAUUUAUUUAAAUAAAAACCUCUAAAUUGGUAAUUGAAUUACCUCCCUGUAGCUUUAGAGUUUGUGACAUUUCUUGACCUUGCUAGUUCUUUCAUUAGAUCCAUGCAAGAUCUAGUCAUAUGGUUAAGGAUAUUAAGCAGACACGACUACGAACCCAAGAAACCGUAUUACUGUUGGUCAUACUUAAACUGUUUAUUUCCUUAAGUAUAUGACCCACAAGGAUGUGAAAUAACUACAAGAAACUGUUUUUGUACACUGUACAUCCUUAGUAUUUUUACACGUAUAUGAUAGGGAUGCACAUUAUUUUCCUUCGUACAGACAGCUUAAAUAAAGCACUAUGUCAAUCUGCUACUUCUGUGUUUUUUAAUGCUAAUUUGUUCUGGAGGAUUGUAAAUAUAUAUAUAUAUAUAUGUUCAAGCUUGCCACAGAGGACGUAUUUUUUUAUAUCUGCACAUUACUAUUAAAUAUCUUAGAGGAUAAAAUUCUUAAGUUGUUCUGUGUCAGAGAAAGAAAAAUGGAAAUGAGAAGGCUAUAUUGCAGAUUACAAAAGAUUUCUCAAGUUUUGGGUUAAAUAUUUACUUCAUAUUUUAAAGUAAUUUUAUAUAGGUUAGAUGUUUCAAUCCUGAAAUGCACAAAGAAUUUACUUAAUUUCUUCUUACAAGAAAAUGUACAUCAUUAUUUUUUUAUCACUGUAUAUAUAAUGAUCUGUGCAUGUUUAGUUACAAGUUUUAUUUGCUGUGAAGUCCUAGUGAUAACUGUAACUGGCUGUGACAUAUUUCAGAUACUGGGUGAACAGUUUCAGCUUGUAAAUGAUUAAGUUACAGUAUUGUCAAAAAAAAAAGUUUUUAUGACUAAGCAAAAUGUAUCUGUGCUUUGGACCGAGGCUGUUUCCAUACAGGUGGUUCCUGUUAACUCUAUGAGAUGUAUGUCACUUAUAAAUUUGGGCUAUACUUUUGAA